AUGUUACCAAAUUCGAAUAAUGAUAUUUUAUAUCAUACUAAUAUGCCAACACGUUUCACUCAUCCUAUUAGCUUUGUCGAUUUUAAUCAAGAUGAUGAAAGUUAUGUUGACGGUUACAAGAAAAAUGAAUAUCCAUUAGCAAGUACCAUUUUUGUUCAACGACAUAAUCGACAACAAACAACUCAUACACCUAGACGUUCAAAUUCAUCAUUAGGUGUUACUGCUUUUCCACUAUUAAGAGAAUCAACAACAAUAUUUGAUAGUGAAAGAAAACGAACAAAACCUUUAGUCGUACCAAUUGAAGAAGAUGAUGAUGAUCUAAUACAAUCUACUACUGAGUCAACUCCACCAACACAAAUAUCAAAAUCAACUGUUACAAGUGAUACUACUCAAAAAACAAGUUCUAUGGAAAUGUCACUUCGUGACAAUAAUAAUAAUAAUAAUAACAAUUCUGAUACUAUUCUAAAUGGUAAUGAUAAUUAUGAAAAUAAUAAGAAUCAUGUUCAACGUAAUCGAAGCGUAUCACCACAAAAACAUUUCCCAAAUAGUAGCAUAAAACGAAGUAGUUCAGAUGUACAUCUAUUAACAUUAGAUAUCAAUAAUGAAAAUGGCUCACCACGUAUAAUAAAAAGUAUAACAACAACAAAAAUAAAUGAAACAAAACCAGUGCCAAAAAUUAAAUAUACAAAUAAAACUCCAUCUUCAACAUUACUGAUUACAAAAAACGGAAGAUCACCAUCACUUAAACAUAGCUCAUCGUUAAAUACACCUCGAACACUUGCUUCUAUACCAUCAAUACAUGCUCAUGCAGUUCAAGGUGUUUUAGUUCGAUUUUUUCGUAAUGGUGAUGAACAUCAUCAUGGUGUUAAAUUGGCUAUUAAUGAAUUUGAACUUAAAUCUUGGGAAGCAUUUCUUAAUUAUCUUGAUCGUCAACCAAGACUUCGUUUACCAACUGGCGCUAUAAAACAUGUUUAUUCGUUAACCGGCCAAGAAAUUCGUUCUAUUAAUCAGUUUCAUAAUCGACAAUCAUAUGUUGUUGCAUCUGGAGCAUUCAUGCGAACAAAUUAUCGUUUCAUGUAUGCUUUAUUUACGGAUGAAACAGAUGUAAAUUUAAAUACAAAUACGCCACAAGAUACAGUUCCUUAUUGGAAUACACGAUUAUCUGUUCAUCCACGUUGGCAUUCACCACCGGCUAAUAAUGAACAAAUUUUUUUAUUACCUUAUUCACAAUUAAAUAUGUAUGAAAGUAUGAUUUUUAAUCGUAAUGUAACACAAACAUUCGAAGAAUGGUUACAAGAUCAUGUAACAGAUUUACUUUCUCAUUAUACGAAUCGUGAAAAUGUAAGACAUUUAUUUGGUAUAACAAAAGAUAGUUUUAUAGAAAUUAAAAGUUUUUCAAAAUUAUUCAAUAUAAUUAAAAUAACCGAUACAUUUAUUGGAUGUACACAAGAUGAAUAUGUAGAUGCAAAACAUUAUUUAGGAAAAAUGACACCACAUGAAUUAUUUACGAAUCAUCAAUGGCCACGACGAUCAAUUAAUCGAACUAAUCAAAAACGUUCUCCAAAACACAUUAUUGAAAAUCCAAAAGUCUCAUUAAGUUGGAUUCAUGGUUAUCAUGGCGAAAAUGAAUUAACAAAAAAACUUUAUUCACUUCCAGAAAAUGAAAUACUUUAUGUUAUUGGUUCAAUUUGUAUUUUAUAUGAAUCAAAAUUAAAACAACAACGUUUUUAUACAAAACAUAAUAAUUCAAUAACUUGUGUUAAUAUUCAUCAAUAUCAAUCAUUAGUUGCAUCAAGUGAAAUACCUUCAUCAAAAAGUAAUCAACGAGCUAUAAUACAUGUUUGGGAUCAUGUAAAACUUCGAACAAUAACUGAAAUACGUAAAGAUCAAUUUGGUUCUAAUAUAAGUUUAUUAUCAUUUUCACCAAAAACAGAUGAUGAUUUAAUUCUUAUUAUUUCACGUGAUAAACCUAAAAUUGUUUUAUUUAUUGAUUGGAAACGAAAUGAAUUAAUUUAUAGUAUUACAUGUAAAUCUGAUAACAUUCUUUCAGUAUUAUUUGUAUUCAAUACAACUGAAUGGAUAGCAUGUAUUAGUCAACAAAAUUUACUUUUUUAUCAUAUUAAUUGGGGUUUAAGACCAUUACAUGUGUUAGAACGACGAGAAUCAGAAGUUCAAAAUAUUUAUACCGGAGCAGCAGCCUGUGAUACUAUUGGUGAACGAUUAUUAGUUGGUGAUAAAGUUGGUAGUAUUCAUGUUUGGCGUUUAAUUAAUAAUGAACCAAAAUUAGCUACUGUUCAAGAAUGUAUUUUAGAGAAUGAUGUUGAAACAAUUGUAUCAAUAAGUCGAGACGUGUUUCUUUUAGCUAAUGGACAAAAUCAAAUCAAAAUUUGGAAUAUGAAUUCAAAUACAAUUGAACACAUACGACUAAAUGAAACAAUUGGUUCCAUUCAAUCAAUUUGUUGUAUACGACAAGGUUCAGUUUCUGUUGCAUUAGCUAUUGGAACAAAAUUAAAUUAUAUUAUAUCGAACGAAAUUGGAAAAGAACAAUUUGAUAUUAUUAUGCGAGGACAUACAAGUCCAUCAAUUUGUAUAUGUUGUCAGAAAUAUCGUCGUUAUUAUUUUUCUAUAAGUUCUGAUCGAUAUUUAUUUAAAUGGAAUCAUAGAACAAAAGUUGUUGAAUGGUCAGCAAAAUCUACACAACCUAUAUCUUGUGCUGAUUUACAUCCUGAACGAAAUAUAAUUGUUCUUGGAACUGAAACAAGUAAAUUACUUAUUUAUGAUACUUUAACAUCAUAUUAUAUAACAACAAUAACAUUAAAAGUUAAUACAAGUGUUAAAUCAGUUCGAUUUUCUCCUGAUGGUUCAAAUUUAGCUGUUGGAUUACAAAAUGGAAAUGUUUUUAUAUUUAAUGUCUUAGGUAAUGGAGAUUUUCCUCUUCAUACUAAUGGAAUACUUCAUAAUGAUAGAUCACCUGUAAGUGAUCUUAUAUGGUCAAUAGAUUCAAAAUAUCUUCUUGUUAUUUAUGCUGAUAAUAAUUAUAAUAUUUGGUCAAUACCAACAUUUGAUGUUAUGGUAGGAAUUAAUAUUCAAAAUAUUAAAUGGCAUGAACCUUUACAUCCAAUUGUGUGCAACGGAUUAGAUAAAUCUACUGUUGAUUUACAUACAUCAGUAAUUACUCUUACUCCAAAUCUGAUCCUAUCUUGUGGUAAAGAUGGUAAACUUCGUUUAUUUCGAAAUCAUUAUGAACAUAAUUCGCAAAUAUUUAAAUUUGGUCUUGGUCCAAUUCAAAGUAUUAUACCAUCAACGAUGGAUAAUACAUAUCUUUUAUCAUUGCAUGAUUAUCCUAUGAACAAGCGUUCUUUAAACGAUACUCUAUUUGGUAUUCAAGGCGUUAAUCCAGGGUUUUCUGCUCGAGAAGACUCAAAUGCUAUGCCAUCUCAGCAAACAACUGGCAAAGUUGUAUUAAAACGACAACAACUUUUAGCAUGUCCUUAUUUAAAAGUUGAUGAACAAAUUAAAUUACUUAAUUUACAAAAAAAUUGUAUUGCUAAAAUAGCUAAUCUUGAUCAUUUAACAAGUCUUGUUGUACUUGAUUUAUGUGAAAAUGAAAUUGAUUGUAUUCAAGGUUUGGAUAAUUUAUGUUCAUUAAGAAUUCUUCGACUAGCAAACAAUAAAAUAAAGCAAAUAAAAAAUCUGGAUGCACUUGAACAACUUGAUGUACUUGACUUAAAUGGAAAUCAAAUUUCCCGAAUUGAAAAUUUUAAAAAUUUAACACGUUUACGCGUUCUUAAUUUAUCACACAAUCGAAUUGAAAAAUGUGAAAAUUUGCGUACCUUAAAAAAUCUUGUUGAACUUAACCUUCAAGGAAAUCUUAUCACUACUGUGUGUGACCUCGAAACAUUACCAAUUCAAAGACUAUUUCUAAGUUUCAAUAAAAUUCGAAGAUUUGAUGAUAUUCGUUGUAUUUCAAAACUUACUGUACUUGAAUGUUUAUCACUUGAGGGUAAUCCAUUAGCAUUUACAGCUGCAUAUGAACAAAUUAUUUUAUCUCAAUCACAAUCUGCUACUGUUAAACCAGAUGCUCGUCAACCAAUGAACAUGGAUCAACGAAUCAGUCGUGUAAUACGAAUGCAGCAUAAUAAUAAUAAUACUAAUGCUAAUAAUAACAAUAGUUAUAAUAACAAUAACAUUAAUAAUAUCAACAAUAAUAAUAAUAAUAAUAAUACUGAAACAACCUAUAUAAAUCGUGAUCGACGUCUUCUUGACACUCUUUCAAGUCAACAAGAUUCUUUAAGUGAACGAAGUGAUACUGAUAUUGAAUCUGUCAAAACAAAUCCACCACCAGUUUUCAAUCGUACAUCAUCAAUUACACAACAAAAAUCUGUAAUUAAACCAAUACACGAAACAAUAAAUCCAUUACUUGUUGAAACAAAAUUAAAUCCAAUUAUUGCUGAACGAUCAAUAUUAGCGAAAACUUUCGUACAAUCAGCAAUUGAUGAUGCUUUUCGAAAAGAAUCAAUAACUGUUCAAUUAGCACGCUGUUGGCCUUUAUUAUUGACUCAAUUAAUAAAUGAUUCAAAUUAA
This is a messenger RNA of Rotaria sp. Silwood2, 4584 nucleotides long. Lineage: Eukaryota; Metazoa; Rotifera; Eurotatoria; Philodinida; Philodinidae. The record is from the annotation of a GenBank genome assembly.